Messenger RNA from Hyla sarda, 1796 nucleotides. Its product is annotated as multidrug and toxin extrusion protein 2-like. Gene Ontology annotation, cellular component: membrane. Bases 132 to 1751 code for a protein of 539 amino acids. The record is from RefSeq and is a predicted model, not a curated record. The transcript is spliced from 18 exons. NCBI's taxonomy places the organism in Eukaryota, Metazoa, Chordata, Amphibia, Anura, Hylidae. Gene Ontology annotation, molecular function: xenobiotic transmembrane transporter activity; antiporter activity. Gene Ontology annotation, biological process: xenobiotic detoxification by transmembrane export across the plasma membrane.
AAGAAAAAUGAGAAAAAUCACUACUAUGUAAAUAAGGUUCACAGACAGUCUGCUAGAUCUUGAGAACUCGGAUAGAGAAAAGGGCUCCCUCGGCAAACAUAUCUCGACCUAGGAUAUCAACUUUGGUCAACAUGUCAAGAAACUGCUGUUCUGGCAUCUCACACAGGAUCAAGGAAAUAUUCAGGGAAAAUGUGUUUGAACUGAAGAUUCUCCUUUGGUAUACAGGACCUCUGGCCCUUGCCAAUUUUUUGGAUUAUGUACCAAUCAUUAUAACCACUGUAUUUGUUGGACAUAUUGGAAAAGUAGAACUCGAUGCAAUGAUGCUUGCCGUCUCUUACACAACACUGACUGGAAUAGCAGUGGGAUUGGGAUUAAAUGCUGCAUGUGAUACUCUCCUAUCACAGAUUUAUGGAGGAAGAAACCUCAAGUUUUUCGGAGUCAUUAUGCAGCGAGCGUUCCUUAUUCUAAUACUUGCGUGCUUUCCAUGCUGGGCCUUGUAUAUCAAUGCUGAAAACAUUCUGCUGCUAUGUGGGCAAAACAAAGAUGUGGCAAGACAAGCUGAACUGUGUGUACUGGUUUUACUACCAGAACUACCAGCAUUUUUCUUUUUCCAACUUGGACUUCGCUUUUUACAAAACCAGGAAGUCAUUUGGCCUCAAAUUGCAGUAAGCUGCCUGGGAAUCCUAGUCAGUACCUUCCUGAACUAUUUACUACUUUUCGUUUUACAAAUUGGGGUCAUAGGUGGAGCUGUGGCGAUCACUGUAGGGACUUUUUGUGAUUGUUUCCUGCUGUUCAUCUAUAUCAGAAUAAGAAAGUUACAUCUUGCAACUUGGCCUGGAUGGUCAAUUGAAUGUCUAAAUGACUGGGGACCUUUCCUAGCACUGGCAAUUCCUGGAGUACUUAUAAAUAUGAUUGAAUGCUGGGCUUUUGAAAUAGCAAUGAUUCUAGCAGGUCUCAUUAAUCUAGUGGAACUUGGAGGGCAGUCCCUUUUAAUUCAGUUAAUAACCAUGUUAAUAAAGAUCCCAUUUGCUCUUGGAAUUGCUACCAGCUUAAGAGUUGGUUACCAUCUAGGAGCUGGAGAGACUGACCGGGCCAAGAAAUCUUCUAAACUGGGCUUAGUAGUAGCAGGAACUCUUGCGAUAUUCAUUUUCAUAUUAUUGAUUGGGCUGAGAAGUCAGCUUGGAAAAAUGUUUGUCAAUGAAAAGGAUAUUUUAUCUCUAGUGUAUGAGACCAUACCAAUAUGUGCUUUAUUUUACAUUUUUACUCCAUCAGUCAGUGUCUUUUCUGGAGCAUUAAAAGGCAUUGGAAAGCCAGAGAUUGCAGCAUUAGCAUUUUUAUUUGCAUAUUGUCUAAUAACAUUUCCUAUUGGAGUGCCUCUAAUGUUUCUAGCGAAACUUGGGAUAAAAGGUUUCUGGAUUGGAAUGCUAACCGCCAUUGUGAGCAUUAAUAUUUACCUUUUUAUUUAUUUCUGGAGAUUAGACUGGAAUUUAAUGACAGAAAAGGUAAAAGAACGUGUAGGUUUGAAAAUGAAACCAGUCCCAUCUUUAGAACCCAAUAUAGAUGCCCCAGACAAUAUUGAAUUGACUAACUACGCUUCCCUGGACUGCACCAACAAGGAAACAGAGCUACAAGAAAUGGCAGACAAGGCAGCAUUCCAGAAGUUGCUCAGGUGUCGAGGGUUUCAGGCACUAGCAGUUGUUUCCACCCUUUUUAUUGGACUUACUGUAAAAUUAACUGUCAAACUGCAUUAGUCAUGAAAUAUUGUCACUGGAUGUUAAGUCUACACAGUAAUUUGA